AUGCCCCAUUUCUCAGGGCUUACAUCAGUUUUCCCUCCUCCCCCUCGGCUCCCGGCUCCUGAGGGUAGAUGGGGCAAGGUUGCCACCAUCGCCUCCACCAGUGCGGUAUGCUACUCCAUAUUCUGUUGGAAUGUCCACCACUUCCGCAUGCGGCCGCCCCAUAUUUGCCCAGCCCCUUUAAUCAGCUCAUGA
Molecule: messenger RNA, 192 nt
Organism: Microbotryum saponariae
Lineage: Eukaryota; Fungi; Basidiomycota; Microbotryomycetes; Microbotryales; Microbotryaceae
Source: the annotation of a GenBank genome assembly